Messenger RNA from Gossypium raimondii (Peruvian cotton), 819 nucleotides. Its product is annotated as receptor-like protein EIX1. The transcript has 2 exons. Lineage: Eukaryota; Viridiplantae; Streptophyta; Magnoliopsida; Malvales; Malvaceae. Bases 1 to 819 code for a protein of 272 amino acids. Gene Ontology annotation, molecular function: protein binding. The record is from RefSeq and is a predicted model, not a curated record.
AUGCCCUUUUUAUGGGAAACUGAGGAGUGCUGUUUUUGGCAUGGCGUCAAAUGCAACAGCCUUACGGGAUACGUCGAAAUUCUCGAUUUUAGCUUGAAAUCUUGGGUUGUAGCAGGUAUGAUUAGCCCUUCACUUCUUAAACUACAUCAUUUAACUUCUUUAAAUUUCAACAGUAAUGAUUUUAAUGGAAGUCUCAUCCCAGAGUUUUUUGGUUCCUUGAAAAAAUUGAAAUUACUGGAUCUCUCCAAUGCUAAUUUUAGAGGUCCAGUUCCUUCUCUACUUGGAAACCUUUCAAUGUUGGAAACUCUUAGAUUGGGUGGUUAUCUCAGUUUCACUAACCUGAGCAAUGCCAAUGAUUGGUCUCAAGUCAUUAGCCACCUUCCUUUGCUCCAAAUACUAAGUCUAAGACAUUGUGAUCUUCCAAGCAUAUCUUCUUCAUCACUUUCCCUUGCCAACUCUUCUACAUCUCUCACCUAUCUCGAUCUCUCUGAUAAUAAUCUCCCUUCUUCUGCCAUAUAUCCAUGGUUGUUUAAUGUUAGCAGCAACCUUGUCUCACUUGACCUCUCAAGUAACCAGUUGAAAGGUCCAAUUCCAGAAGCUUUCGGGAACAUGAAGGCUAUUCAAGAACUUUAUCUAAGUGAUAAUCUUUUGGUACUAGCUGAGAAUCAAGUUAGGGGCGAUUCAGGGUCGAAUGAAAUCGGAAAACUACCAGAUUUGAGGGUUCUAGAUCUUGGGUACAACCUUGUAAAUGGAUCCAUAAGCAAAAGCAUUGGACAACUUUCCAACUGCAUGUCUUGCGGCUUGCGGAAAUUCUUUUGA